This is a messenger RNA of Helobdella robusta, 537 nucleotides long. RefSeq lists its product as hypothetical. The record is from RefSeq and is a predicted model, not a curated record. Bases 1 to 537 code for a protein of 178 amino acids. NCBI's taxonomy places the organism in Eukaryota, Metazoa, Annelida, Clitellata, Rhynchobdellida, Glossiphoniidae. The transcript has 3 exons.
AUGGUCGGGAGGGGAAAGCGUUGUAUGAUAUUCAAUAAGUGCAACUCAUUCGAAGCAAACACGCGCCUGCAUCUCAAUAUUCGACUGACAGUGUCUGGUCACCUGUUUCAUAAAUAUUUGUACUGCUCUGCGCCGCAGUAUUCAAAUGACGGUGGUGACGGCCAGGAAGAAGAAGAGGAGGUGGAUCAAAAUGUCAUCGAAGUGCACAGUUUGGCUCCCACCAAGAGGAUGAACUUGGAGAACACGUUGCUGAAUCUGAUGCAGUUGGACCACAGGCCGCGAAACGAGCAGACGUCUACGGAUGUUUCGACGACGGCCUCCCGCUACAUGCUCACUCUCUACAAAUACAUCAUGAAUUACAACAAAAACAAAAACAACAACAUCGACAGAAGCUUAGAAAGCGAAUUCGAUCCAAUUUUCUGGAAAACCCUUCGAAAUUCUGACACUACAGUCUGCCUCGCCGAUAGAAGAGUUGGAGAGCUUUCGAGCAUUUUUUUAGAUGUUUUCACUACGCUGUUCAAAGUUUUUAAGGCUUAA